GAAGUGUCUGCUCGUGAUCUUACAUUGAAUCAUUAGACGGUUGUCCACAAAAGGGGGGACCAAGGAGAGGCUCUGAAACGAGAGCACGAGAAUUUUCAUUAUCACUCAUCCAAUCACCAUCGCAAUCAUCGUAAUGGCCUCCUCAGAGGAAAGAGGCGAGUUGGCCGAGGCCCAAUCGCGGUUGGCCAUUCAUGAAGUACCCGAGCAAAUCUCUAGGAUCUUUUUUGGUUCCGACCCACACCCACCUAGCUAUAAUCCGCCAGGCGGAUCUGGUUACGGCGCUCCCAGUUAUGGGAACACAAAUGCUUACAAUCCCAAUGGCAAUUUGAACUACUACUCGCCGUAUUUGGGGUAUACAGACGACCUGAGACUGCUGAUGAAACUCGGCCAAGCGGCUUUGAUCGUUUUCAUGAUUUUGGCCGUGGUGGCCAUCAUUUACAUGCUCAUCAUGUGUUGUCUGGCUUGUGGAUUUGGGCGGAGGACUGCCAGUGGAUAUGAUGAGGGUUGGGAAAAUGGUAAUUCCGGUGGCGAAUACCCAUCCUAUCAGAAGGCCGGCUCCAAUACCUUCAACGGCUUCAACUCUUCUUCCCGGAACGACCCCACCGCAAAUGGUCUCAAACCGUCCAGUAACAAACUUGCUGAUACGCACGGAUCUUCGGCAUCUCCGGAAAUGGUACCCUCUUGGUAUGCGAACCGUCGCACACGGAGAACAUCGCCAGAAGAUUCCAAUCGCACCCAAGCAUCCACAUCGCCCGUCACUGAGACCAACGCCUCCUCCUCCACGACGUCCUCGCCUCCAUCGACCUUAGUUACGAAUGCCACUCCCAGAAGUAGAAAUAAACACUCGGCGACCCCGUCCUCCCCGUCCUCUCCGUUGACCAAGCACACGACCCUGGCCAAUUUGGAUGAGACGAAUCCACCACAGCAUCCUCCUCAAUCAUCAAUUGCCAUCCCCACCACAUAUCUAGGACCUUCAGAGCCCGAAACGCCCCACAGGAAUCCGAAAAUGCGACGCCCCCUUGAACCCGCCAAUUCCAGCCAUCUGAGCGACCCUCAUCAAAACCGAGCAUUGCCAUCCAUCCCUUCCUUGAGCUCGAGCAACAGUAGCAGCACUAGUCCCAACUCCGGUCCCAAGUCUCGAACGGAAAAGAGUGAUCGGAAGAUCAGCUCGUCCACCGAUCGGUCCCAGGCUCGCUCUUUAAGCUAUGAAUACGAAGUGCCACCCCAGAGAGCGAAUCAAGGCCGACCUUUUGAGCAGACCGUGUCCGUGACCACCCUGCCGCAGCCUUUCGAAUAUUCAAAGCCUCAGGAUUGGAACGAAGCCCCACCACCACCACGUUCUCGAAAGCCUUAUUCGUUUUCUUACACCCAAAAUGAGUUCAUUAACGUCCAGUCACGGCUGGUUUGAUUUCCUGUUCAUUGGUUCCUAAGGCCGCUUCCAAGUCAGGAGGGAUGCUGUUCUUAAGUCGAUGUGAUGAUUUGCCAAUAUUGAUUACUGAUAGUUAUUUCAAAUACACCAAAGAAUUGAGUCCUACACAA
This is a messenger RNA of Tigriopus californicus, 1539 nucleotides long. RefSeq lists its product as uncharacterized. The transcript has 3 exons. The coding region runs from base 134 to 1408 and encodes 424 amino acids. NCBI's taxonomy places the organism in Eukaryota, Metazoa, Arthropoda, Copepoda, Harpacticoida, Harpacticidae. The record is from RefSeq and is a predicted model, not a curated record.